Messenger RNA from Andrographis paniculata, 2774 nucleotides. Its product is annotated as pentatricopeptide repeat-containing protein At4g39952, mitochondrial. Gene Ontology annotation, biological process: RNA modification. The transcript is spliced from 2 exons. The coding region runs from base 106 to 2436 and encodes 776 amino acids. Lineage: Eukaryota; Viridiplantae; Streptophyta; Magnoliopsida; Lamiales; Acanthaceae. Gene Ontology annotation, molecular function: protein binding; RNA binding. The record is from RefSeq and is a predicted model, not a curated record.
AUUUAGAAUUUAAAAAUUGUAUAUACAAAGGCAAGUCAAUAUAUAUAUAUAUACACGUACAUAAAUAUUCAAAAUGUUUACUGUGUGGAUCAUAAUUUUUCACCAAUGCUCGUCGUGAAAUUUCAAAGACUCUGGAAACGUCUCUACUCGAAUUAUUCGAUUGCCGAAUCACGAGCAAGUUAUCUGCACAGUCGCCUCGAUUCUUUCCUGUCCAGCGACGGUUUGGAUUCGAGGUCGGUUGUCUCUGCCCAUGGCUACAUUAUUGCAACUGGUAAUGCACAGAAUAGGUUCAUAGCCUCGAAGCUGAUAGCACUCUAUGCAUGGCUGAACCAGCCUUGUUCUUCGACGGCGGUAUUUGAAUCCCUCGGUGUAAAAGAUCCUUUCCUUUGGAACUCCAUCAUCAAAGCUCAUUUUGGCAACGGAAACUACGAGCGAGCUGUUGAAUACUUUUUUCAUAUGCGGCUUUGCGGCAGCUUGCCGGACCAAUUUACCACUCCGAUGGUGGUGUCUGCCUGCGCGGAACUCGGAUUGCUCUCCGAUGGUAUGAUUGUUCACGGUUUGGUUUCGAAGUUGAAUUUAUUUAGUUUGAAUUCUGCAGUCGGUGCUUCACUGAUGUAUAUGUACGUAAAAUGUGGGGAUUUGGAGGAUGCCUGCCAUGUGUUCGACGAAAUGGCUGUGAAAGAUGUGGUUGCUUGGACUGUGCUUGUGGUCGGGUACGUGCAGGCUGGUAAGAGUUACAGAGCUUUGGAGUGCCUUCGUGAGAUGCACAGAAGUGGCGGAGAUGGUGAGAGGCCGAAUUCCCGGACAUUGGAUGCCGGUUUCCGAGCUUGUGGGGAUUCAGGUGCAUUGUCGGAAGGUAGGUGUUUGCACGGAUUGGCGAUUAAAUCUGGAUUUGCAUCCUCUUAUCUAGUUCAGUCUGCAGUUUUGUCGAUGUAUUCGAAAUGUCAGAGAAUCGACGAUGUUCAGGUUUCGUUCUGCGAGGUUGUGGACAAGGAUUUGUUCUCAUGGACGUCACUUGUUAAAGCUUAUGCAAGGAUUGGGCGUGUUCGCGAAUGCUUUGAGAUGUUUCAAAGGAUGGUAGCUAGCGGGGUGUAUCCGGAUGGGAUGGCGAUUGGUUGUCUGUUGUCUGGUUUUGCUAACUCCAUGAUGGUAUUCGAAGGGAUGGCCUUUCAUGGUUUCAUCUUAAGGAGAAAGUACGAGGUUGAUCGUAUUGUUCGUAAUUCUCUGCUGUCAAUGUAUUGUAAGUUUGGCCUUGUGACUCUUGCAGAGAAGAUCUUCUAUGGAGGUUGUGAUCAGGACAAGGAUGCCUGGAACUUGAUGAUCGUUGGCUAUGAGAAAUCGAGAUCAGAGAUGGAAUGCAUAAAGUUAUUUCGUGCAAUGCAGCACCAAGGUAUUGAAUCCGAUUUGAACUGCUUAAUAUCUGUUAUAUCUUCCUGCUCAAGAUUGGGAGUGAUUAACUUUGGGAAGUCUAUACAUUGCCAUGUUAUGAAAACUUUCGCGUGUGAAAAUGUUUCGGUGGCAAAUUCGCUUAUAAGCAUGUAUGGAAAUUGCGGUAACCUGUCUGCAGCGCAGAGUUUAUUUUGUCGAACAGCACCAGACAUUGCGACGUGGAAUUCUCUUAUAUCAUCUUAUGCUGUUAAUGGAAGCUUCUUUGAGGCUUUAAACAUAUUGUUCGAAAUGUUUUCGAAAGGCCUGAAGCCCAAUUCUGCGACGCUGGCUAUCUCGCUGUCUGCGUGCGCUCAGAGUGCGUCGUUGGAACAAGGAAGAAAAAUUCACGACUACAUCAGAGAAGCGGGAUUUGGAUACAGUGUCUCUCUUGGCACAGCAUUGGUUGAUAUGUACGCAAAAUGUGGUGAAAUCAACACGGCUAAAGAAAUCUUCGACGCAAUGGAGGAAAAGGAUGUCGUAUCUUGGACUGUGAUGAUUUCUUGCUACGGAAUGCACGGGCAGGGGAAAUCUGCAGUUCGGAUAUUCCAGGAAAUGGAAGAAAGCGGCAUGAGACCACACGAUCUUGCAUUUCUUGCUGUCCUCUCGGCGUGCGCACAUGCUGGAUUGGCAGAUGACGCCGAAUAUCUAUUCGAUAGAAUGAAAGGGUAUUCGAUUGCCCCAACGCUGCAGCACUAUGCUUGCAUGGUGGAUGUUUAUGGGAAGUUAGGCCGUCUGCACGAGGCUGAGUCGCUGAUUUUGAAGAUGCCUUUCCCUCCCGAUGGAGGCAUUUGGGGCUCUCUCUUAACUGCCUGCAAAACUCAUAACAAUGCCGAGAUGGGCGUGAAGAUAGCGAAGCGCGCCAUUGAUGUUAAUCCAGAGAAUGACGGGUACUAUAUUUCGUUGUCGGAUUUUUACAGCUCUAUGGAGAUGUGGGAAGGGGUAGAGCAAGUGAGACAGAUGAUGAAGGAUAGAGGAGUUAGAAAAACUAUCGGAUGGAGCACCGUGUAGUAACCUAUCCAUCGAUGUGUAUACCUUAGGUUAUUAAUGUUGAAACUACGCAAUGGCAUGGUUGGAUCGGCAUCGAGACCCUGAUCGGAUAAGCUGAGGUUAAGACCUGGAGAGCCUCCUUGGUCAUGAAGGUCUCCCACAAAUGUUUGAAAAUGGCUUGUGCCAAUUAAGGUAUGGUUAUUGUUACAUUAAAUAUUUGAUAUAUUUUAUUACUAUUCGAAUUUUUUACUAUAUUGAAAAUACAAUAUACAACAAGACAAAUUGAGUGGAAAGAAUUGCUGGGUUAUAAUAGAGUGACAAAUGGAAAAUUGUAAAAUAUGUAUGAGGUUAUAUUUUAU